GGGAGAAGCGAGAGUCCUCGUGCGCGCCCCCAGAGCCAAGCGGCAGCGUGAGAAAGGAAGGCGCGACUCGACACCGGGAGCCAGCCAGCAGCCGAGACCGUUGGAACCGAUGGGCCACGCGGCCGGCGGCGCGCCUCGCGGGCUGCGUCGUCCCGUUGCCGACCGGCGUGAGUGUACUGUGCUGUGAGCUGUGUCCGGUGGCGACGAAGAAGAAGCGGGCACGGCGGCGGGCGCCGACGCCGGCCUGGACGCGCGGCCCGUGGACCUGCGCGCCUUGCGGCGCCAACGCGUCCCGGGCCCCCCGGGGGAACGCCGGGUCGCCGCACCACCACCCAUGCUGCGCCUGCAGCUCUUCCGGCCAGAUCCAGGGAUGAACGGUGACCUCUCGAACGACACACAAGACAGUGCAACUAGUCAAGACACGGGCGACCUGGGUCAGGAUGAAGACAGUAUGGACUCCGAGAAAGCCCUCAAUCUCAUCAAGAAGUCAGCGCGGUCGGGCCUCUUCCACGAGAUGGACGACGAGCAGCUGGAAGCGAAGGUGGCGCCGGGCAGCGGCGGCAAGAUGUCGUCGGCGGCGGCGGCGGCCAACGGCCAAGCGGGACACAUGGCUGGCAUGCUGGCGGCGGCCUCGACUCCGACACCCUCCGUGCCACCGUCCGCGCUCGUGACCACCACGGCGGCCGCGGCACUGGCCGCGGCGGCCGCCGCCGGACAGCUCUCGCUCAACCAGCUGAUGGUAGCUGGAGCUCAGGGCCAGCAGCCGAACCUUUUAAUGCAGGCUGGACUGGCUCAGCAGUUGCAGCACGUGGGCAAGUUGCCAACGGCUUCAGGUCUUCCUGGACUUCCCGUCAGUAGUCAGGACCUCCAGCAGCUACAACAGCAGCUCCAGCAGCAUCAGCAAAAUCUUCAGAAUCAAAUGGGCCAGUUUGUGUUUUUGCAGCCAGGACAGCUGCCAGCAAAUGUACAAGCGCAACUCUUUCUGCAGAACCAGGGUCUCCUCCAGCAGGGCCUGAUGCAGCAGAGCCUGCAGAACCUGCAGCUGCAGGCCAGCCAGGCGCUGCCCCCUGGGGUGCUCUCGUCGCAAGCGGCAGCCACCGUGGCGGCUGCCGCUGCCGCUGCCGCUCAGCAGCAGCUGCACCAGCUUCAACAGCAACACCACCAGCAGCAACAACAGCGGCAGCAGCAGCAACAGCAACAGGAGCACCAGGGGCACAACCGGGCAUUGCACCAGUCGCCACACAAUAUGGCUCACAUUCAGCACAAGCAAGCGCCGACAGGUCCUCACCAAGUCAAAUCGAGACCAGCGGAGCCAAGUCCGGAGGAAAUGACGGACUUGGAAGAGCUCGAGCAGUUUGCCAAAACGUUCAAGCAAAGGCGGAUCAAGCUCGGUUUCACACAGGGAGAUGUGGGCCUGGCUAUGGGAAAGCUGUACGGCAAUGACUUCAGCCAGACCACCAUCUCCCGGUUCGAGGCGCUCAACCUGAGCUUCAAGAACAUGUGCAAGCUGAAGCCGCUGCUGCAGCGAUGGCUCGAGGACGCGGACGCCUCGCUGAACAACCCGGCUGCCCUCGCCAACGCCCACACCACACCGGAGUCGAUCGGCCGGCGCCGCAAGAAGCGCACCAGCAUCGAGACGAGCGUGCGUGUGGCGCUCGAGAAGGCAUUCGUGCAGAACCCCAAGCCCACGUCGGAGGAGAUCGCCGUGCUAGCCGAGGGCCUCUCCAUGGAGAAGGAGGUGGUCCGCGUCUGGUUCUGCAACCGGCGCCAGAAGGAGAAGCGCAUCAACCCGCCCCCGGGGGGCGCCGCCGCGGGAGCUUCGCCGCCGCCGCCCGGCCUGCACCUGAGCAGCCCGCCGCCGCUGCCACCGCUCGGCGCCCUCCACUCGCCGGCGUCGCUCGCGAGCAACGCGUCCACGCCGUCGCCCCCUCACGCGCCCACCCCGUCCGCCGCCCACCCCCCGCGGCCGCUCCCGCUGCCGCCGCCUCCGCUACGCCCACUCUCCGCCGGCCCUGAUCAAGACGGAGUGAGACCUUCCUUCCCUCCCACCAUCCCCCUCCCUCACCAGUUCCUACCAUAUCAGAAGGCCCACGCGCGCGUGGACGCGCGACCGGCCUCCCCUCCCGACCUCCCUCCUACACCUUCCCGAUGACGCGUGUUCUUUUGUUUCUUUCCUAGUUUAGUUUGGCGCGAAAGCGUGCUCGCGAUGCGACCACAAGUGUUGAAGCUAUGGACGCUGUUUGGAAUGGCACUGUUGUCCACUGGCUACACCCAUCGUGGACCUUGCUGCCGCCUCCCCCCCCCUGCCUACCUCAAGAAACACUGCAUUCAGGGGCGCGGGUAUGGUGCGGUCCUGACAACUUCUUUUUGUUCGUUUUCUUUUCACUCGCGAAAAGAAACCCACUCAAGUGAUGAAGCCCUGCAGCCUGCGUUUGGUGUAGGCCAGGGCUGAAUGGACGCUGUGUACGAUGAUGUAAAUGCAGUGAGCAACUCAGGGAAUAUUGCAAAAGCAAAAGAGUUCAUGAAUUGUCUGUAUAAUAGUGUAAACUGUGCUCAGGCUGUGGAGUUCAACGAGAUAUCCAUGUGUUCUACCUGUCUAUGGCCUGUUGUACGUGCAUCCUAUCAUUGUCCUUUUUACAUAGUGGUGACAUUGUUUCUUUUUUUUUUGGAUUUGCUUUUGAUGUUUAAGCACUGCCGGCUUAAUAGGCAUGAUCAUGCUACCUCAGAUAAGGCUGGUAAUUCCUGUUUUUUACCGCUCUACCUCAAAAUUGCAUUUUUACCUAUUGCAAGUAUUCGGACCAAAAAUCUCACCCAUUUACUCUUCUUCACUCACACUGUCCAGGCAUUCAUAACAUUUGAUCACUCGGAGCACUUAGGGCAGGCAAACUGAUAUUCAGGUUUUGUGAAAAGCACACAACUUUCAAAAGGAAAACGAAUAGAUAGGACAGCUGCCAGUGCCAUUAUACAUAAAAAGAAGUGUUUUAUCCUUUCAACAUAUUAUGUAUACAAUGUACAUUUUUUUAUACCAGUGUCUGAUCACUGAGACUGAUGUUAGUUUCAGAUAUAGUUGUGUUGAUCUUGGAUAGAGAUUUAUCUGGUUUUUACGUGUAUUUUGCCCCCCUGUCUACUUCAUUUCUUGCUUAGGCUGCAACAGUUCUUUUCUCAGUGAAGAAAAAUGAGAAAGCAUCAAAGGAAGAAUGUGUCCAAUUUUUGUAUUACAUUGUUGGCUCAUAUUUAGGAACGUUCUCCAACCUUUGCAUUGUUGAUUGUGUCCUGUACAUAGGUCUCAGUGGGACGGCUGUCAAGACAAACCCCCUCCUACAAAGGCUGUGGUACACUUUCGGCCUUAACUGCAUUUCCAAUGAUACACCAAUUUCCCGUGCACGCAGUGUCCAAAGUGACUUCCCAGCCACAUAUAUGGUGGAGUGCGGAAAGUACUGUUCACUCAUCAGCGGCAAAGCUUUGUAACAUAAUCUUGCUUGUUUCCUUUCAAUUUUUUAACCAUGUACAAUGUACUCCUCCGGAAUUUUUGGGUGUUUGAAGUUGCAGCCUCCAAAGGCUCAAAAGGUUUGAAAGAGGCGUGUAAAAUGUGUUCUCCAGGUCUGUUUAGGGAAAUAGAUGAAUGCUUAAGCAGCUAUUCUCCUAAACCCCCAGCUAUUCAUAAUGCCAGAAGCACUUUAAAAAAUGUUUCAACAUACUUUUAAAGUGUGAAUAUAAUAAUGCGCAGUGCGUAAAAUAUGGUUCACUUUCCGUACAUUUCGACGGACUUGGUUGUCCUUGGCCGGUAUCUUUGGACACUGCGAGCAUGCGAAGGAAGGUCAUGUAAAUGGACGCAGUUCAAGUCGUCCUGUUGUACCCCACUCGAAAUCAAACACACGAAAGCAGAAAACUCAAAAGAUGUUAACAUAAUUUAAAUAUAUAUGCAUAUAAACACAAUGUGUGUGCAACUUUAGAAAUGAUGUCCGCUUGUCAGAAUAACAGCUACUAGUAUUAUAUUUGCGAGUGUGCACGUGAGAAGUGAGAAUCCUUCUGAAGCACUUGUGUAACAAACCUUAAGAGACACAUUGGUGCGGGAAUACUUCUGGCAUUUUUCGUGAUGGCUAUCGACCAUGUAGAAAAUGUUCGUUCGCACUGUUCUGGUGUGUGAGAGUGUGACUACGUUGUACUUGAUUGAACUUUUAACUACUAGUCUGCUCAUUGGGACAAGACAAACCUUAAUCACUGCAAUCUGCCAUAUAUCUCUUUAUUAUUAUUUUUUUUAACGUUAUCACUGCACAUUGUGUAAUAGCCUUCUACAUUGGAUCCAGUUUUGCGUGCUACUUCCGCACAAGAUGUGUAGCAUAAUGUGUGUUUCUUCGAGUUUUCUACUUCAGCAGUAUCGGAUGGAGGUGUGGUUUUCUUCAUUGUUAUUGCUGCCACGUGUGCUGAAAUUGGUCAGUUUGUUUUGGGGGGAACAACUUUACAUUUGCUACCAAUUUUUUUUUGUCUGGUACACCAAAGCCGAGUACCGCACAUUAUCAACACAGAAAACAAAACUUUUCUACCCAGCAGUUGCGGAAGCAGUUGCGGAGUGAAACCCAAUAUUGUUUCUUCUCUGUCAUACAUCAUUAAGCUCUACCUUGCCUUUUGAUCUGGCAAAUCAUUUUAAAGUUGGUUCUCACCAGUUGACUCAUGCAUCUCACUACAGAGCAGAUGUCAGUGUCUCUGCACGGUAGCAACUUGUAAUCAGCUUUCGAGAGGCUCCCAUUGGUUGUCAGCUACACCGCUAUGCGGUGCUUCUUAAUUUAUUUACAUAUGUUCAAUGAGGAAAACCUGACGCGAUAUGUUCGUGCGGCCGGAUUUGCAACUCUCGGCUUAGUACUCGCAAAAUAUGAUGACGGUAAAACCGAUAAAUGAAAAAUUGGCGAGAAAUUGUACCGUUGGCAACCUUGAUUGCUUCUCACAAGAUUGCUUCGCCUUGAUUUUUAAAAAAUAAAAUCUCCACAUUGUGUAAGCGAAGUUUUGUUGCUCAGAGUACUGACGAGCGUGUUGAAACUUUUAGUUUUUGUAGAAAGGCAUAGCGACGUGUUCAAUUUGCAUUAAGAUGACGAUGCCUGCUGUCAGCAGACUGCAAGAGUACUCUCAUAUUCGUCCGCGUGACCUUCGGCCACUUGAAAAACGGUGCGAAGCGCGUGUCGCGUGAGAAAGCGAAACUACAGAAUGCCGCGUGGAAGUUUCCUUUGCUACGUCUUAAGCCUACUGAGUUGACCUCUCGUUUUCUUCUUUCGCACUGCACCUCAGCGAACUCGCUGCAGAAGUUUUAGCGCCUUGUCAUAGCAUUGCUCAGUGAAAUUUCACUUUGGUUUUUGUGCCGUUUAACGUUCAGGAACGUUCGUAUUCGCCCAAACUGCGAACUGCAGUUUAGUUAAAGUCAGACCCUUCCCUUGUGACGCUGAUUGGCUGAGCCUAACCAUCCUUUACCGCCCUACGCGGCGGCGUUACUUUGCUUCGUAAGGCAGUGUUUCAUUUCCCACUAGUAGUCCGAUCGGUGUUACAAACGCCUGUUAGCGUGUCUCGCUCCCAUCUUCUGCAGUUCGCGCGCGUUAAUACUUACUUCACCGCCCGUGGCGCCAAUUCCUUCGAAAACGGUUUCAGGUAUGCCGCCUCGCAAGAGCACACUGCUUCUUCUUCUUCCAGUGCCAAUCGAGCCCCUCACGUCACAUCAGUCACCCUCCUCCGCAAUCCGCGCCGCUCCUAUAUUUAGUAGGGCGCGCUCGUCGCACACUCAUACACUCACUCACACACGCAGACAUUGAACACGUACAAACAGCAUUUCGCAAUAGGUUCGACAUCGUUGAAAGCGGGUAUUUUUUCUGUUGUCUUAACCGAAGGACUGAACUGCAGGGAAGUGUGCAACGGUAACUUAUGUUGUGUAAACGCCCGAGAGGAGGAGGUCGCGAAGCAGAGGCUUUUCUUCUCCCUCUCUUUAUACUGCUCUCUGUCUUCUCCUUCAUGUUUUUCACUUAGUUUUUUUUUUUUUUACGCAAGAAAGAAAGUAUCUUUAUUAUAGUUUUUAUGGUCUAUAUAGUCUUAAUUCUCUCUCGCUUAUGCUUUCUUCACCUUCCUCCUCUUCACAUGACUUUUAUGUGUGUGCAGUUUGUGGUGAAGUCUCCCAUCGUCGGUGGACCUUUCUUAUUUUUUUUUUUGCUCGCGCUUUCUCGAAAUUGAGCGUGACCAUGCGUGUAUGGCGAAGUUUCUUCAAGUCCAAAUAUAAUAUACAUGCGUAUACAUGCUGUGGUGUCCCGUGUCUGCGGUCCGCUGCGUUCUCCUGUCAACGUUCAGGGAUUUCUACACAUGCCGAUGCAUACUAUACAGUUAUAGGGGGAACGUAGCGGAACCUUUGGCACGCUGCUAGCUUCGCGUAUCUUUUUUUUUCUCUCUCUCUCUCUCUUUUGAUCUUAAUUUUCUUUGCAGUAGUGCCGAGUUACGUUUUUUUCUUUCGCUCUUCACUCUGAUGUCGUAUUUCUUUUUGUUGUUGUUGUUGUUGGUCUGUGUGGUCGUGACUGAAUGAGCGACUGUAUGUGAAAGCCAUAAACUGGAAACAAAAAAAAAAAGGAGAAGGCACUACGCGAUCCGGCGGUCGAGCUCUGCAAGAUGCUUUUUUAAGCGUUGUGCAUAUGUUAAGACUUCACCCAUUUUUGAACAGAUCCCACACGUAGGACAUCACGAAACGCAGGUGAUUUAAGCGUUACACGAUGGUCAGUUUUUGUAUGUAACUUAGAUAACCCUGUUUUUCAGUAAAAUAUCGUACGAAAAACUAACUUUCUUUAUGCACCGUAUCAACCGUAUCAACGGUUGCUGUGCGAAAUGUUGCGACAUAUUCCUAACGAAACUGACAUUUAGCGGUAUUAUAAUUGCAGUUAACCGUCAACGGAAAGCAGUUUUGUUUAAUUGCGGGAAAAAUAUUAAAUAACUCUUGCAGAGCACGACCUUGGUACACUUUUUACGGGGUGGUAAAAGGAAUCGAGGACGCGUUAGAUGCGUUAGAACUUAUGCUAGUUCAGCGUUUACCAUUCAUAGAAUGAGUAUUCAUAUGAGAUGAGUCGACUUGGAAUAGCGCUAUUUGAACGCUAUCAUGUUUUAUUAUUAUUUUAACGAAAGUUUGCUUUAUAACGCAAAUUUAUUGUCAAUACUUCAGUAUAAUAAGUUUUGCUCGUGAGGUCUCCGAGUCGCGCUAGAUUUUGCUUAAAGCGAGACAGGUUUGGGUCUCUACAAAAAAUUAAGAAGAAACAUCCCAAUGGAUGAAACCUCUGUUUAAAAUUCCCGCCUUUUGGGCAGUCAAUAGGAUUGUAGCGCCGCCUCGUGGCCGGUCAACGCAUCGUAACAAUGGAGGUGGCACAACCUACCGCUACACUGCGCACUAGCUCAUGGAGAAAACGGUCUAUAUUGGCGUUUGUUUCAAAAUGAGCGCAUAUAGCUGCGCCGUCAGCUGUUUGAAACUUUGGCCUAACUAAAAAUGCCGAUUAUUGCAAUAGCGCGGUGAACUCGUUUUUUAGCCAGGUCUUCAUUGUCGGCUUUACUGUGUUGAUUAGCCUUGCCUAGGUCUUAUCACCCCGUCUGAAGUGUUCCCAGAUCACCGUAGUGAUUACGGAGGGAAAUAAAAGAUAUGAAAGAUGCGAGUACGUGAAAAGGAAACAAACCUUUAAAAGCAGAUAAAAAAAAAGAACGAAGUGCGCACGACCGCUUUAUUGUCGUGGUGCUGUGACUUAGAGUUCCUCGUAGAUCUUUAGCGGGAAAGCCGUCGGGGACCGGAGAUCUAUUGCGGGUAUUUCGAAAUCAUAUUUUGGAUUGAAGUGUAUUCAACUCCUUCCGGGCCCCCCACGCGCUUUCCACCUAAAGAAGAUUUAAAGAGAAAAAAAAAGUGAAAUGGAAGCAACAUUUACAACGGGUAUAGAGAAGAAACGGAGUGCUCUGUGUUUGUAUACGGAAGUAUGCCUCGCACACACAUACAUCUCCCCUUUGUCGCGCAUAUGAAAAAAAAAAAAGGUUUUAUUACUUAGACGGAGAUAUCUGCCUGCAUCGUGUACACCUUUCUGUAAUUGUGGACAUCAUUACAACUCCUUCCCGCAACCCGUAUUGCGGGCACUGCACUUACCUAAAUAAAGAAAAAAGAAAAACCUGACAGCUGUGCUCAACCUGCGACGCACGAUUACUUUUUUUUUUUUUUCUGUUGAGAUUCCUAAUAGGAGCAUCCACCCAUUACCGGCGUAUACGUCCCAUCUGUGUAAGACUGCCGCAGUUGGUGGUCCUUUUCAUUUUAUUUCGGUAGAGAAAGGUAGAACGCAGUUUUGAAGAUGUCACCAGGAACUCAUACGUCCAUGUGCUUGAUACGUACUAAACGUCUGCCUGUUGUACUCGUAGCCUACUUACGUUCGCCGCGUUGCCACGAACCGUUUCCAAGCACAAGAUGUGAGACGCUGUCCAGAGCGUAGAUAGCGCUCGCCUCUCGCCGAAUUUCGUUUGUGUUUUUUUUUAAAUCUGAAUUGCUUUGGGAAAUCUGCUGACUGGAACGACGGUGUCGAUUAUCGUAUCAGUGCAGUAAUUUUAUUUCGACAAGGACUUCGCUUUUUAGCGCGCAUUUUAGACAGAACUAUGUAAUGGAAAACGCAUACUCUUAAUUAAAAGAACUGGUGAUUUUUCCUAUUUCGUUAUUUUUUGCAAUUGGCGUAAAAGCGACGGAAAUAAAACUAGUAUUUCGAAUGCAGCACUUUUGCUAUAAAAAAAAAAAAAGAAGGGGGAGGGGUUGCCAAUCGUAUACAUGAGAUUACACGUUGUUAUCAUUGUGUCGUCAACAUUGAAACUGGGAAGCGCGAAUCGUGCUAGUAGUUUGAGAGCAGUGUAUGGUCGUUUAUAUUCCUCUAUGGAUGGCAGCUUUCGCCCAAACAAACAUUUGACUAAAUCGCUUCGCCGAUGUUUUCAAACUAGAUCACCAAUUUUCUUCAAAAGUUGUGGAUUCUUCGAACUACCGACUGAACUUUCCUUUUUUUCUUUCUGACCGUGCAUGAUGUAGCAGGUUUGACCCUUCUUAUUUCGUUGCUCAGAGAUGACAAACGGGAGUGUUUUGUCUUGUUGGCAUAUUUCCCCAGCUAGUCAAUGUUUUGCGUGUGCAUGCGUCCGGUAUACACAUUACAUGCCGUCGUCUCUUUUUUUUUUUUAAUUUCUUCCUUUCUCUCAACUGGUUAAGAGGGUAAGGGAGAAAGUAUAUAUAGCUGAUAUCGGCUGUCAAGCGUUUACGAAAAAACGCAUUUCAUUGCCUUUUUUUCUUGUAGUUUGUGUUUUGUUGGUGCUAAGCAGUUUGGAAACUGAUCUUUUUCUCUCUCUCUUCUUCCUAUUGCGUCUGUGUGUGUUUCGUUGUCGUCCUUGUUGCGUAACCAUGACAAUUACAUUUUCGAGCUCCUUUAUUGUCCACUGAGGAGGAGCGUAACCACGCUUGUUCUCCGUUUCUUAGCCGCUUUGCUUCCCGUACUUUUCGUCUUCUCGUUGUUGUCGUAUUUUUUCUCUCUUCUAAUCUUCCUUGCGGUGCUGCGGCCUGCGCACAUUCUGCUUGAUCGCCGCGUGUCGCGCGGGUCCAUUCGAUUGACCUACACUCCCCGAAACUGGUGCUGCACAUCAGUAAUCGUUUUCACGCUUACAAUAUGCGACGUCUGCACCUUUUCUAUUCGUUUGGACGCGGUGCAGACGUUCGUGCACAAACGCGCGCGUCGAAGUUGCCGCGCACUUGUGUAAGAUCUGCAGUGCAAUCUUACGGACUCGCUACUCUGUAUAUGCACGGAACUGACACCUAACAUUGGCGGAGUGCAGCGCAAUGUGAAAGGGCCCCGCGAAGAGAGACGGCGGUGUGGAUGCAGGUUUUAAGAUGCAGCCUCCUGGCUUGCCGUGGGCCUUCAUAGUUCGCUGCAAUUAGACAGCCCAGAGGCUUCCCUGCACCACUGCAUUGCCAUGCUUGGGCCGCAGCUUACUGCUUGCUCGCGCCAGUGUUCCGGUUUUCUUUGAGGGACAGUCGCUGCAAUGUCUUCUUUUAUUUUUUUUUCUUUGCCUCGUACAAGGUCAUCAGCGAGAGUGUUGUUGUCCUGAGAGAUGGUAGUUUUCUUGUGAAAGAAUGAUGUUGAGUUUAUUAGUUUUUUUUUUCUUCUCGUGUAUUACCUGUAUGUGAAGAAAGAAACGAAAAAUGUGUUGAGACUGUUCGCGGUCUUGGUUCACUUUCUUUUUUUCUGUUACACGAAGGGAGACAGUCAUCAAGUGCGCAAUAAAAUAAGGCAGAUUCCCAAAA
This is a messenger RNA of Rhipicephalus sanguineus (brown dog tick), 10309 nucleotides long. RefSeq names its product POU domain, class 2, transcription factor 3. The record is from RefSeq and is a predicted model, not a curated record. NCBI's taxonomy places the organism in Eukaryota, Metazoa, Arthropoda, Arachnida, Ixodida, Ixodidae. The transcript has 8 exons. Bases 335 to 2152 code for a protein of 605 amino acids. Gene Ontology annotation, biological process: regulation of transcription by RNA polymerase II. Gene Ontology annotation, molecular function: RNA polymerase II cis-regulatory region sequence-specific DNA binding; DNA-binding transcription factor activity, RNA polymerase II-specific.